Molecule: messenger RNA, 1947 nt
Organism: Enterobius vermicularis (human pinworm)
Lineage: Eukaryota; Metazoa; Nematoda; Chromadorea; Rhabditida; Oxyuridae
Source: the annotation of a GenBank genome assembly
AUGCAAAGAAAGCCUACAAAUCUGCGUGUUGAUGAUGGUUUUGCUGAUCAUCAAAUUGCUGGCCAACACAUCAUCACAAUUACGACGGCUUCAUCUUUCACCAUCGAUGAUGGACUGUUGAGUAAAUCCGCAAAAGAAAAGAACCAUCCAAAACCCAGUGACAUUGUUCGCUUUGAAAAUGUUGGCCGUUUACUAAAAUUUUGCAACAACGAGCAGCGGGAUUUGUUAGAAGCCGAAACUAAACAUCUGUUGCUACGACUUGAAGAGUCACAUUUCAGGUGGUUUGGUGAUGGUUUGCAAAAAAAAAGUCGUUUUUUUCGAAAUGCUUUACUGAAGCCCCCACCACUACAGAGGAUAAAAUCCUGUGUGCACAACCCGGCAUAUGAACCGGAACAAUCUAUGAUGUGUCAUAAGGUUCUUGGACAUGGCAAAAAUAUUGGACAAACACAGUCAUGUGAUUUGGGUGAAGAAACCUGUAGGAGUAAUGUUGUACGAGCGUUAAUGAUGAGCAUGGAAAAAUAUGAUAUGUUCAUUAUGAAUCCACUUUUUGGUUCCGGUCUUGAUUACUACAAUAAAGCAAAUGCUCCUACAUAUUAUGCGAAAGGAAGAUCAGAAAUGCAAGGCAACUAUUCCAAGCUGAGCCCAAAUGAGAGCUGGUCCGAAAGAUAUCCAUUACACAAAGCAGCAUACGACGAUAAUGUUGAGGAAGUAAAGCGGCUCUUAGCCAAAGGAAUGAAUGCUAACGAGUUGGACAAUGCAUCAUGGACACCGCUCCACUACUGUGCAUUUUACAACAAUUUACGUUCGAUGGAGGCUUUGUUGGUAUGUGCUAAGACUGAUGUGAACUUUCGGAAUAAAGCCGGCUCAACUCCCUUGCAUUUUGCUGCUUUACAAGCACAUCCGAAUAUGGUGGAAUUGCUAUUAACCCAUUCUUCAAUUGAUACGGAAAUAAAAGAUUCAAAAGGCUAUAGAGCUUUGGAUAUUUGCGCCUGUGUACCAAAGGAAGAACACCAGAAGGUUGCGAAGCUUUUGAGGAAUUGGACACCGCUUGAAAAAAUUCAGGUGGAGUUAAUGGAUGGAGGAAAUGCUCAGUUGUCACUGGUGAAAGGUGACGAAACGACAGCGGGACAGUUGCACGAUUCAAUGUGCAAAGAGUUAAAACUAAAUGCAGCCAGUGGCUCGUUGUUUGCUAUUUGGAUAUGCUCCGAGAGACUGAGUUUGCAAUUGAAAGAACAUCAUAAACCGCUACUGCAUAUGAAACAGUGGAGUCAGAAAGUUGCGAAGUUUGGGAGUGAUAAUUCUUACAAAACAAAAGAAGAGAUCCCUAAAUUGUAUUUCAGAAGAGAUGCUCGAGUGUCGCUAACAUCUGAAAAAGCGGCAAAAUUGACACCUGAUGCUCUGUCACUUUUGUAUUCAGAAGCGCAACAAAACUACAUGAAAGGUUUAUAUCCUUGUUCAGACCAAGAUGUUGCUCAGUUGGCCUCAAUCAUUCUGCAAAUUAUACAUGGCAAAAGCUACGAACUAAACUCAAAAAUCAUGGAAUCUUUGAUGCCGUUCCAUCGUAUACCUACAACAGAAUCUGGCCUAAGCGUUAUGAAACGAGCUAUCGAAAAGGAGUACCAUAAAAAGAAAGCAACAAACUUAGUUGCUUUACAAAGUGAUUUUUUGCAUAUUUGUUGGCGAUUCUGUGUCUACGGUUCAACAUUUUUUGAUGCAAUUAUAUUUAUGAAAAAGCCGGUAAAGGGCAGUUUACUGGCCCAUGUCGGUGUCAACGACUAUGGUCUUCAUUUGAUCAAUGCAAACAGCAAAACACUAUUCAAGACGUAUCCGCUGAAAGCAUUUCGGUGUGAAAUGGAACCGGGAAGGCCCUACAUCGAUGUUCAUGCUGAAACAUUUGGUCAUAGUUUUACAAUAAAAACCUCUCAGGUCAGUUCAAUUAUUUGGUAA